Molecule: messenger RNA, 1080 nt
Organism: Colletotrichum phormii
Lineage: Eukaryota; Fungi; Ascomycota; Sordariomycetes; Glomerellales; Glomerellaceae
Product: FMN-dependent dehydrogenase
Exons: 3
Coding region: 1-1080 (359 amino acids)
Molecular function (GO): oxidoreductase activity; FMN binding
Source: RefSeq, a predicted model, not a curated record
AUGGAGCAUUAUGCCCUGCAAAAGCUGAGCCCAAAGGCCAUCUCAUACUACGCCUCCGGAACCGAUGACGAGGUCACUAAGAUUGCGAACGGCACCAUCUUCCGUUCCAUCCUCCUACGACCACGGGUCUUUGUUGACUGUACCCGGUGCUCCUUGUCGACCAGUCUCCUUGGGAGUGCAGUCGGAAUGCCAAUCUACGUCUCGCCCGCGGCCAUGGCCAGAUUGGCGCACCCGAUAGGCGAGGCAGGCAUCGCAGCAGCGUGCUCAAAGUUCAAGGGCUUGCAGCUCAUUAGCAAGAAUGCCUCAAUGUCCCCGUCGGCAAUUGUCCAGGCCGGGCCAGACGCGACUUUUGCUUGGCAGCUCUACGUCCUAAAAGAUAUCGAAGCGACCGAGAAGACAUUGGCACAGAUACGAGCCAUUCCUCAAAUCAAGUUCAUCGUACUCACACUAGACGCGCCAUUUCCCGGAAAGCGAGAAGCAGAUGAGCGGUUCAAGAUGGCGGAGGUUGCGGGAGGCGCGCCGCCGGGGGUAUGGGGCACGGAGUCGGGACUCACGUGGAAGAAGACAUUGGCGUGGCUGUCCAAACAUACAUCCCUCCCGAUCGUGUUGAAAGGCAUCCAGACGCACGAGGAUGCGUACGCGGCGACCCUAUCCCCGAGCGUUAAGGGCAUCAUCAUUUCCAACCAUGGCGGACGGGCUCUGGACACGACGAUGACGCCUGUCCAAGUGCUUCUGGAGAUUCGGAAGUUCUGCCCAGAGGUCUUUGACAAGAUUGAUGUUCUCGUCGAUGGAGGUAUCAAAAGAGGUACAGACGUCGUCAAAGCUCUAGCUUUGGGAGCCAAGGGUGUAGGUAUCGGGAGAGCUGCGCUUUACAGCUUAGCGGUAGGGGGACAAGCCGGGGUAGAAAGGGCAUUACAGAUUCUUGCAGACGAAACUAUCACAACGAUGAGGCUACUUGGUGUUGAGCGUGUGGAUCAACUUGGGCCGAGACAUAUCAACACGAAUGUCUUACAAGCGCAGCUAUACGGGGGACCGUCCGGCCUGGAAGCGAUAGAUGCGGAGCUGAAGUCAAAGCUGUAA